Molecule: messenger RNA, 2445 nt
Organism: Esox lucius (northern pike)
Lineage: Eukaryota; Metazoa; Chordata; Actinopteri; Esociformes; Esocidae
Gene: cct7
Product: chaperonin containing TCP1, subunit 7 (eta)
Exons: 11
Coding region: 94-1731 (545 amino acids)
Biological process (GO): protein folding
Cellular component (GO): chaperonin-containing T-complex
Molecular function (GO): ATP-dependent protein folding chaperone; ATP binding; ATP hydrolysis activity
Source: RefSeq, a predicted model, not a curated record
UACUACGUCUGAACGAAGCAAGAGCUGCAUUAUAGUCGAACUGCAUUGUGGGGGUAGAACUCCGGUGCUGUUUCUCUCGAAAGAACUGCGAAGAUGAUGCCCACACCGGUUAUCCUAUUGAAGGAGGGGACAGAUACGUCUCAGGGUGUCCCUCAGUUGAUCAGCAACAUCAAUGCUUGCCAGGUCAUUGCAGAGGCUGUCCGCACCACCCUGGGUCCUCGGGGCAUGGACAAACUCAUGGUGGACAGCAGAGGAAAAGCCACGAUCUCCAACGAUGGUGCGACCAUCCUGAAACUGUUGGACGUGGUUCACCCUGCAGCCAAGACCCUGGUGGACAUUGCCCGCUCUCAAGACGCUGAGGUGGGCGAUGGUACGACCUCAGUGACCCUUUUGGCUGCUGAGUUCCUGAAGCAGCUGAAGCCAUAUGUGGAGGAGGGUCUCCACCCGCAGACAAUCAUUAGAGCUUUCCGCAGUGCCACACACCUGGCCGUCAAGAAGAUCAAAGACAUCUCAGUCACCGUCAAGAAAGAUGACAAGAAGGAACAGAGGGAGCUUCUGGUGAAGUGUGCAGCCACAGCCAUGAACUCUAAGCUGAUCGCUGGUCAGAAGGAGUUCUUCAGUGAAAUGGUGGUGGAAGCUGUCAUGAUGCUGGACGAACUGCUGCCCCUAAAGAUGAUCGGCAUCAAGAAGGUGCAGGGUGGAGCGCUUGAGGAUUCUCAACUGGUAGCUGGUGUGGCUUUCAAGAAGACCUUCUCCUACGCCGGCUUUGAGAUGCAGCCGAAACGCUACGAGAACCCCAAGAUUGCUUUGCUCAAUGUGGAGCUAGAACUGAAGGCUGAGAAGGACAACGCAGAGGUCCGCGUCAAAUGUGUAGAGGACUACCAGGCGAUUGUCGAUGCUGAGUGGAGCAUCCUGUACGAUAAACUGGAUAAGAUCUGUAAGUCCGGAGCAAAGGUCAUUCUGUCCAAACUGCCCAUCGGAGAUGUGGCCACGCAGUACUUUGCUGACCGGGACCUGUUUUGUGCUGGACGUGUUCAGGAAGAGGAUCUCAAGAGGACCAUGAUGGCCUGUGGCGGAUCCAUCCAGACCAGUGUUGGUUCCAUGACAGACGAUGUCUUGGGCCGAUGUGAAGUCUUUGAGGAGUUGCAGGUUGGAGGAGAGAGGUACAACUUCUUCAAAGGUUGUCCCCGGUCCCAGGCAUGCACCAUCAUCCUGAGGGGUGGUGCCGAGCAAUUCAUGGAAGAGACGGAACGUUCCCUACAUGAUGCCAUUAUGAUCGUGCGCAGAGCCAUCAAGAAUGACUCCAUUGUUGCUGGUGGUGGUGCAAUAGAAAUGGAGCUCUCCAAGUAUCUGCGGGAUUAUUCCCGGACCAUUCCUGGGAAGCAGCAGCUGCUGAUCGGCGCGUAUGCCAAAGCACUGGAGAUCAUCCCUCGACAGCUGUGCGAUAACGCAGGGUUCGAUGCCACCAACAUUCUCAACAAGCUUCGUGCCAAACACGCCCAGGGGGGUAUGUGGUAUGGUGUGGACGUGAACAACGAGGAUAUCGCUGACAACUACCUUGCUUGUGUUUGGGAGCCCUCCAUCGUGCGGAUUAAUGCCCUGACCGCCGCCAGUGAGGCUGCCUGCCUCAUCCUCUCUGUGGACGAGACCAUCAAGAACCCCCGCAGUAGCGUAGAUGGGCCACCAGGGGGCGGUAGAGGCAGAGGACGCGGGAGACCCCACGCUCACUAGAAUGGGAUUGCUCUCUAAAACCUCUGACCUGAACCCCCCCCCCCCCCCUUCCAGAGCCUUAGAUAGACAGGAAAACUAGGUGAAUAGAAUUUUAAAGCACUGUACCAUGUCGGUGCUGUUGAACCCUCAUUUGGGUUCAGAUUCUGUUCACCUUUGACAAUGUUUGUCUUUUGAGAUGUUUAGAACCAACUCUUAUGGCUUAGAUAUAAUUUUUUUCUGUUGGGGUUUCUUGGGUUCUGUGUGUAUGGCUCUACUUAAGGCCAUUCAAGGUCCCUUUUAAGUUGAAUUACGAAGGGAAUAGAAUUGCAACACUGCGUGGUUCUCUGGAAUAUGGCUAGCAUGGUAGAAUUCAGUUCUUCCCCUUCUCAAUCCCUCUGCCUGUUUAUUUUGUCCAGUUAUUUCAGUGUACGAGUUGGUGAAAAGCACUUCAUUAUCAUUCAUAAAGUAAUGUAAUGUCAGACAGAAAUCCACUGUCUGAGAUUCUCAUGCAUUACACUGAAAAAACUGGAAACAUUUCAGUCUCCUGGUUCCAAUGCCUCCAUCCAGUUCCCUUUACCUUCCUACAGCCAUUGCCUAGGUCCAAGUCAAGGACGCUGUUUUGUGAUUCCUAUACCUGUCAUAAGCACUGAGUCAGUCUUGUUGAGGAAAUUGUUUUUGUUCCUUUGCCAGUGGAACUAUUUAUUGGACCAUUAAAAUCAAUACUUCCACACUUCA